Molecule: messenger RNA, 3450 nt
Organism: Sycon ciliatum
Lineage: Eukaryota; Metazoa; Porifera; Calcarea; Leucosolenida; Sycettidae
Exons: 8
Coding region: 246-3323 (1025 amino acids)
Molecular function (GO): heme binding; iron ion binding; oxidoreductase activity, acting on paired donors, with incorporation or reduction of molecular oxygen
Source: RefSeq, a predicted model, not a curated record
UGCAUCUCCGGACCGUGUUGCAUGCAGCGUUGUUGUUCAAUGUUGUCCAGUUUUGACGAGCACCUCUCGAGAUCUUUCAAACGGGGUUUGCUCUUUGCGGAUCAACUAAAACAAUGUACACAGCUAGCCUAGUGCACUGUUGUUUUCCACUGGCAACAGUAACAGUAAGUGUUGCGUUUUGCAAAAAGCAUGAACGAGUAGAGGCCUUGCAUUGAUGGUUGAUAUUCGAACGUGUUCGCGUUAGGAUGGAUGUGGUAUUGCUGAUCGUGACUGCUCUUGUGGUAUGGAUUGUUCAUGGCUUAGUGCGUCUCGCUUCGGUCCAUUACCGGUUGAGGUCGGUGCCCGUUCCGAGUUUUCUGGAGUACCACUGGUUGCUGGGAAACUUGCCCUCCAUCAUGGACCGGCAAAAUGUAUUCUACAACUUGAUCCCGAAGAUCACAGAGAAGGAACACCGAGUGAGAAGGUUUUCAAUGGGCCCAACGCGAUAUCCACUGAUAGCGGUGGGACACCCCGAGACAAUGGCUGUGAUUCUGAAGUCAUCGCAUCCCAAGAAUAUGUUCAUCUACUCUCUCCUUCUACCGUUCAUUGGGAAUGGACUCCUCGUGAGCAGUGGCAAGAAAUGGGCGAGAGACCGUCGACUGCUGACCAACGCAUUUCACUUCAACAUCCUACAGGAGUACACACCGUUGCUGCAUGACUCCUGUCAGGUACUGCUGGAGAAACUUGCACGGCAUGCUGGUGAUGGUGAGACGCAGGACAAGGCGUUUGAUUUCUCGCGCGCAUGCUGUUUGCUGACUCUGGACGUGAUGCUGCGCUGCACAAUGGGCUACGAGUCAAACUGCCAGCGGAAAGAUUCAGAAUAUACCAGCAGGGUACAGGAGAUCACCCAGCUCUUGUUCACACGCGGUACCACUGCCGGCAUGUUUCUACCGGACUUUCUCUACAACAUGACCGCUGACGGGCGUGCGCUCCGUAGACUCUGCAACGCUUGCCACGGAUUCACAAGGAAUAUCAUUCAGAACAGGAGAAAGGAGCUGGUGGAGUCAGGUGCAAUGACCGAAGCCGUAGACAGCAGCGAGAGAACGCUGAACAAUAUUCGCAAGGGACGCACCAGUUUUGUCGACAUCCUCUUGAUGGUGAGAGAUGAGGAUGGUUCUGGACUGACAAACGCUGAGAUCCGCGAUCAAGUCGACACAUUUCUCUUUGAGGGUCAUGACACAACGUCCAGUGGUAUGCAAUGGAUGUUCUACUUCCUCGCCAAGCAUCCGGACAUUCAGGAACGCUGCAGACAAGAAGCCAUGGAGUUCUCGCAGUCAGAUGGGUUUGUAUCACACAGCGACUUGACCCAGCUGACUUACAUCACACAGUGCAUCAAGGAGAGUCUGCGUAUGUGCUGUCCAGUGGUGUUCAUUGAGAGAGCCUUGACUGAAGAUACUGACAUUGAUGGGUACACCAUUCCGAAAGGUGUGGCGGUUAAUAUUGACAUCUUUAGCAUCCACCACAAUCAUACGUUCUAUCCCGACCCAUACGUGUUUGACCCUGAUCGUUUCUCCGAGGAGAAUGUCAAAGUCCGACACCCUCUAGCCUUCAUCCCAUUCUCUGCUGGCCCCCGUAACUGCAUCGGGCAGGUUUUGGCUAUGAACGAGCUGCGUCUAACACUGGCUGGAGUGUUGAUGCGAUUCCAGUUGUCGCUUGAUCCCAGUCUCCCGGAACCACUGUUUGAUGAUGCUAUUGUGAUGCGGGCAAAGAAUGGCAUCAACUUGCUCAUCAAGAGUGUUCGCGUGAGGAUGGAUGUCGUAUUGCUGAUCGUGACUGCUCUUGUGGUAUGGAUUGUUCAUGGCUUAGUGCGUCUCGCUUCGGUCCAUUACCGGUUGAGGUCGGUUCCUGUUUCGAGUUUUCUGGAGUACCACUGGUUGCUGGGAAACAUACCCUGCGUCACGGACCGGCAAAAUGUAUUCUACAACUUGGUCCCGAAGAUCACAGAGAACGAACACCGAGUGAGAAGGUUUUCAGUGGGUCCGACACGCUACCCGCUAAUUGUAGUGAGCCACCCCGAGACUAUCGGCACAGUCCUGAAAUCAUCAUUCCCUAAGAACAUGACCACCUACUCUCUCUUUCUACCGUUCAUUGGGAAUGGACUCCUCGUGAGCAGUGGCAAGAAGUGGGCGAGAGACCGCCGACUGCUGACCAACGCAUUUCACUUCAACAUCCUACAGGAGUACACACCGUUGCUGCAUGACUCCUGUCAGGUACUGCUGGAGAAACUUGCACGGCAUGUUAGUGAUGCUGAGACGCAGAACAAGGCGUUUGAUUUCUCACGCGCAUGCUGCUUGCUGACUCUGGAUGUGAUGCUGCGCUGCACAAUGGGCUACGAGUCGAACUGCCAACUCAAGGAUUCAGCCUACACCAUUGGUGUCAUGGAGAUCACAAAGCUGAUCUUUGCUCGGGCAAUGAGCCUCGCGAUUCUCAUGCCUAACUUCCUUUACAAAAUGACCGUGGAUGGGCGGAAGUUCUUUAGUCUGUGUGACAUGUGCCACGAUUUCUCAUCCACUGUUAUUGAGAAAAGACGACGGGAGCUGGAGGAGUCCGGUGCAAUGGCGGAAGCAACAGAAAGAAGUGAAGACACGCUGAAGAAAAUCCGCAAGGGACACACCAGUUUCGUGGACAUCCUGUUGACUGUACACGAUGAAGAUGGCUCUGGUCUUAGCGAUUCUGAGAUCCGUGAUCAAGUCGACACGUUCCUGUUCGAAGGUCAUGACACAACGUCCAGUGGUAUGCAAUGGAUGUUCUACUUCCUCGCCAAGCAUCCUGACAUUCAGGAACGCUGCAGACAAGAAGCCAUGGAGUUCUCGCAGCCUGAUGGGUUUGUGUCACACUGCGACUUGACCAAGCUGACCUAUAUCACACAGUGCAUCAAGGAGAGUCUACGUAUGUGCUGUCCAGUGGUGUACAUUGAGAGAGCCUUGACUGAAGAUACCGACAUUGACGGGUACACCAUUCCGAAAGGUGUGGCGAUUAAUAUUGACAUAUUUGGCCUCCAUCACAAUCGUACUUUCUAUCCCGACCCGUACGUGUUUGACCCUGAUCGUUUCUCCGAGGAGAAUGUCAAAGACAGACACCCUCUAGCCUUUAUCCCAUUCUCUGCUGGCCCCCGUAACUGCAUCGGGCAGGUUUUGGCUAUGAACGAGUUGCGCCUCACACUGUCUGGAGUGUUGAUGCGAUUCCAGUUGACGGUUGAUCCCAGUCUCCCGGAGCCACUGUUCAAUGAUGCUAUUGUCAUGCGGGCAAAGAAUGGCAUUAACUUGCUCAUCAAGAGUAUCUGAAGAAAUUGAUUCUUGAUCUUUUUCAAUAUUGACCCAGUCAACGCAGUCCCUGUGAUGUCAUGUAUUUCUUGACACAUACAGAUAUCCAAUUUAGAUUUCAUUGCUUGAACGAGGUGAUCCGUAAAUU